Saprolegnia diclina VS20 is the source of this 1250-nucleotide messenger RNA. RefSeq lists its product as hypothetical. The record is from RefSeq and is a predicted model, not a curated record. Lineage: Eukaryota; Oomycota; Saprolegniomycetes; Saprolegniales; Saprolegniaceae. Bases 149 to 1207 code for a protein of 352 amino acids. The transcript has 8 exons.
CGUGGAGAGCAGAACCUCGAGGUGCGCAGCGGCACGUGGCGCGCGGUCGUCUGCCGCGUCGCGAAGAAGGCGUCGCCCAUGGCUGGCGCGGGAGCUCGCAGGUGCACUUUGGUUGGCCGCCUAAUUUUAGCGCCAAGUUGAUCAUUCCAUGACUGACGGACAGCGCCACCCGAGUCCGAGGCGGCUAUAUGAGCACUGGGGCUGCCUCGCGAGCCCGAUCCACGACGACGACGUGGACGGCAUCAACCACGCGUUCAACGCCACCGACACGCGCGAGGCACUGCGACCGCUGUCGUUUUGGGACAACAAGGUGCCGGGCCCCGGGAGGUACCCCGUCGAGCGCAUCCAAACCGGCUUCAAACCGCCGCGCGCCGUGACGCCAUACAAGACGAACCAGUCGCGGAUCCAAAAGCCAGGUACCCCAGGGCCCGGUCAAUAUACGGCCAACCUCGGUGCGGUGUACACGACGCCGCCGUUCGACGACCUCUUGCGAAAAGCACCGCUCAAGGACUUGACGCCCCAGCGCAUACGCAUCAAGCUCAUUGAGCGCGAGAUCCACGAGAUCCAGUACCAUAAGAACCAAGUGCUGCAGUCACUGCCAAUCGAAAAACAAAAGGCGCUCGUGGCCGAGACGAAAACCAAGAUCCACACGCUUAUCGACGAAAAGGCCAAGCUCCUCGACGACGUUCGGCCCGCCACGACGGGCAAUCCGACGUUGCACCGGUCCAAGACUCUCGGCUUUCUCCAAGGCGAGCACCGGUUCUUUGACGCGCUCGACUGCUCCAACACCAAGUACGACACCCCGUCGCCGGGCUUCAACCAAGACCUCGCGGCCCAUUCGACGUUUAUCAAGUCGCCGGCGCUGCCCACGAUUCCGCGCGGCAAGCGAGAUACGAUCGUGCAGGUUCGACAACAAGUGUACAUCACAUCGCCGCUGCAGCCACAGACAGUGGCGCCGGGCCAUUACAUGCCUGGGCUCUGCAAGCCGCGAGCGCCCCAGUCACCGCAGGUCCCGCGCGAGAAGGCGCAACUGACACUGCGCCUCAUGAACCAAGCCACCAAGACAAAGCUGCCCGAGCGCAUGUACCUCAACGAGCUCGUCCAAGAACGGUCUCGGAAGCGCGCCGAGCAAAACAUGCUCCGCGACAUCAACGACGUGCGACGGCUCGACGAGUUUGCGGCGCCGACGCUGCCCGCGUCAUCGUAGGAGGCUGCUUAUAAUCUUAUAAUCCACACUGCUGAGACUCGUA